UCCCCUCCCCACUUUAUAGAUGAAAGGGAACCAGAAUUCAGAGGAGAUAGCUGACUUACUCAUAGUCUUUCAGAGGGCUGUGACUAGAAUCCUGUACUUUUACUUCCAGGUCAUCAAGAAGCUGGGUAGAAUCUUUGUGUUCAGAAAGUAAUUGUAGAUGACACAUGUAAAAACCCAGUGGAAUUGGGCUUGGGCUAUGGGAAGAGGGGAGGGAAAGAGCAUGAAUCGGGUAACCAUGGAAAGGCUUUCUUAAUUGAUCAAUAAAAAAAGAUAAAAAAAAAAUAAAAAGUAAUUGUAGAAUUUGACUUUGUUCUUUCCUAGGACAUGGUGCAAACUGAAGAGCAGAGAUAGACACUCUGGCAGCAAGUUGGUCAUAGAGGUGUGCCCCCAAAGAUUGCAGGCAGCAGGACCUUGACUAAUGCUUGCAGUGUAUGCUGCCAUGGACGGGGACUACCCACCACAUGAUCCCCCCCAGACAGGAAAUAUGUUGUACAGUCUGCCCCACCUCCAGGUCCCUCUGUGUGGGCCCAACAUUGAGAACUCGAUGCUGCAUUAUCCUUGGUGGACUCCCUAUCCCUAUUCAUCUGCACCAUACCCGCCUUUGACCAAUGAAAACCAGCCAUAUAUGACUGCCCCUUCCUACCCUUACCCAGAUCCCAUCAGCAGACAACAUUGCCUGGACACAAACUAUGCAUCUGUGGGCUCUGCCAGCUUCUUACCAAAAAAUGGUGAUUUUACUCAGGACUCCUCAUACCUCGAUGACACUUCCCUUUUCUCGUCACCUGUUGGCUCCCUCUCAGAUAUUGCUGACUCUGCAGAUUUUCAGCCAGCUGAAAACCUCAGCCAGACUCUGUGGGAUGUGAACACUCCAUCACAAAACCAAGAAGAGCUGUUCUCAUCUGCAGGACAGUUUCUAGGUUUGGAUGACUCAGUCGCUGCUAUUACGAAUACCCCACUGCUUGUGAGUUACCAGUCACAGAGUCAGCCAGAGGAUGAUGAUGAGGGUGAUGAAGAAGAGGCAGAAGAGCUGGGCCAUGCAGAAACCUAUGCUGAUUAUGUCCCAUCCAAAUCUAAAAUUGGAAAACAUCACCCAGACCGUGUGGUUGAAACAAGUACUCUCUCCAGUGUUCCUCCACCUGACAUCACUUAUACCCUCUCCUUGCCCACCUCAGCAGCCGAAAGUGGGUCGUUGUCAGCACUACAAUUAGAAGCCAUCACUUAUGCCUGCCAGCAACAUGAAGUCCUACUACCCAAUGGACAGCGAGCCGGGUUCCUCAUUGGAGAUGGUGCCGGUGUUGGGAAGGGCAGGACUGUGGCUGGGAUCAUCUUUGAGAACUUCCUGAAGGGCAGGAAAAAAUCCCUGUGGUUCAGCGUCUCUAAUGAUCUCAGGUACGAUGCAGAGCGAGAUCUGAAGGACAUCAAUGCCCCUCACAUUCCAGUCCAUGCUUUAAACAAGAUAAAGUAUGGUGACACAACUACCUCAGAAGGAGUCCUGUUUGCCACUUACUCUGCCCUGAUUGGGGAGAGCCAGGCAGGGGGACAACACCGAACCAGGAUUAGGCAGAUACUCGACUGGUGUGGAGAAAACUUUGAUGGAGUUAUAAUUUUUGAUGAAUGCCACAAAGCCAAAAAUGCCAGCUCUACCAAAAUGGGCAAAGCAGUAUUGGACCUUCAGAACAAGAUGCCCCUUGCCAGAGUUGUCUAUGCCAGUGCCACAGGUGCCUCUGAGCCAAAAAAUAUGAUUUACAUGAGCCGCCUGGGGAUCUGGGGAGAAGGAACCCCUUUCAGAGCCUUUGAGGAGUUCCUCCAUGCCAUUGAAAAGCGGGGUGUCGGUGCCAUGGAGAUUGUGGCGAUGGAUAUGAAAGUGAGUGGCAUGUACAUUGCCCGGCAGCUCAGCUUCUCUGGGGUCACCUUCCGGAUAGAAGAGAUCCCUCUAGACCCGUCAUACGAGUGCAUCUACAACAGAGCAGCCCAGCUGUGGGCAGAGGCAUUAGUGGUGUUCCAGCGGGCAGCAGAGUGGAUUGGCCUAGAGUCCCGGAAGUCCCUGUGGGGGCAGUUCUGGUCCGCCCAUCAGCGCUUCUUCAAAUAUCUCUGCAUUGCUGCCAAAGUCCGUCGCUUGGUUGAGCUUGCAACAGAGGAGCUGGCAAAGGGCAAGUGCAUAGUCAUUGGGCUGCAGUCGACCGGAGAAGCUCGAACCCGAGAAGUCCUGGAUGAGAAUGAUGGCCACUUGAACUGCUUUGUCUCUGCAGCAGAAGGCGUCUUUCUAUCACUAAUUCAGAAGCACUUUCCUUCAACCAAAAGAAAGAGAGACAAAGGAACUGGCAUUAAAAGAAAACGGAAGCCCAAGGGCCGGCCCACCAAGAUCUCCAAGAUGGUGUGUGAGUUCCCCGGGGUCAUCAAGAUCAGUGAUGAUAGCAGCACGGAUUCCGACCUUGGCCUGGAUAGUGACUUCAACUCCUCCCCAGAGUCCUUCAUUGAUGAUGAUGUCGUCAUCAUUGAUAACCCCUCUUCCGACGACAGAGGUCCUUCGCACUACUAUGGUUCCCAGAGGGAUAUCCAUGGCCCUGGGGUGCUGGAAAAAGUUGAGAAACUGAAGCAGGACCUUUUGGCCAAAGUCAGAGCACUGGGCAGAGAUCUACCUCUCAAUACCCUAGAUGAACUCAUCCACAAGUUUGGAGGCCCUGAGCAUGUAGCUGAGAUGACUGGAAGGAAAGGCCGGGUUGUAUCCAGACCAGAUGGGACAGUGACUUUUGAGUCACGGGCAGAACAGGGCCUUUCCAUAGACCACGUGAACCUAAAGGAGAAGGAACGUUUCAUGAGUGGAGAAAAGCUUGUGGCAAUAAUCUCAGAGGCCUCCAGUUCAGGGAUUUCCCUGCAAGCAGAUAGGCGGGUGAAGAAUCAGAGGCGCCGGGUACACAUGACGCUUGAAUUACCUUGGAGUGCUGACCGAGCCAUCCAGCAGUUUGGUCGAACACACCGAUCAAACCAAAUCUCAGCUCCUGAGUAUGUCUUUCUGAUCUCAGAACUGGCUGGUGAAAGAAGAUUUGCCUCCAUCGUUGCAAAACGUUUGGAGAGUCUAGGUGCCUUGACCCAUGGGGACAGAAGAGCCACUGAAUCCAGGGACCUCAGCAAAUAUAAUUUUGAGAACAAGUAUGGAGCCAGAGCCCUGGACAGGGUCCUGUCUGCCAUCCUGAACCAGUCGGAGAACAAAGUCCCCCUUCCCAAGCACUAUCCAGGAGGAGAUGCUGCCUUCUUUCGAGAGAUGAAACAGGGUCUGCUCUCCGUGGGAAUCUGCUGCAGAGAGUUGAAGUUUGGCUGCAUUUCUAUCGAGAAGGACUGCUCCAUCACUAAGUUCCUGAACCGUAUCCUGGGCUUGGAGGUGCACAAACAGAACACCCUCUUCCAGUACUUCUCAGAUACCUUCGACUACCUGAUCGAGAAGGACAAGAAGGAGGGCAAAUACGACAUGGGCAUCUUGGACCUUGCCCCAGGCAUUGAUGAGAUUUAUGAGGAGAGCCAGCAAGAGUUUCAAACCCCGGGCCAUCCUCAAGAUGGGCAGGUUGUCUUCUACAAGAUUAGUGUCGAUCGAGGCUUAAAGUGGGAAGAGGCUUAUGAAAGGUCGCUACAGAUGACCGGUGCUUAUGAUGGCUUCUACCUCUCUUAUAAGGUGCGAGGCAAUAGGAAGAGCUGCCUACUGGCUGAGCAGAGCCGGGGGAAAUACUUCAUUCUAUAUAAACCCAACAUUGGCAAACAGAGCCAACCUGAGAGCCUGGACAGCCUAUGCAGGAAGUACCGACGGGUGACAGCCGAAGAUGCCAAAGAGCACUGGGAGAGCAGCUAUGCCUUCUCGCUGACGCACUGUAACCAUGCCGUCUGGAAUCGACAUUGCAAAGUGGUCCAGGAGGGCAAAGAGUGCCUGCAGGGUGCCCGGCUGCGGCACUACCACAUGCUGUGUGGAGCCCUGCUCCGAGUAUGGAGCCGCAUCGCCAGCAUCAUCGCCGAGGUGACCAGCAGCAACUACCUGCAGAUCGUAAGGCUCAAGACCAAGGACAAGAAGAAGCAAGUUGGCAUCAAGAUCCCUGAGAGCUGUGUGCCCAAGGUGCUGGAGGAGCUGAAGCAGAUGGACGCAGACGUGAAGCGGAAGCAGGCCCGUGCCGCCCAGGCCGCUGGCCCCUCUGACCCGCUGCCGGCCUUUCAGGCUGCCUUGCAGGGCCCCUGGCCCCCCCUCUCCAUGCACUCCAACCCUAGCGAAGUCUUGGACCUGACCUCCAGUCCUCUGGACGACGGCCUCCCUGGCGGGCUCCUGAGCCUCAACUCAACGAGCCUGCCCUUCUCCACACAAAGCCCUCAGCUGCCCCUGCCGCCGCCCAGGUUCACCUAUCCCCCACCUCUGGACGGGCCAGGGCCCAGCCUGCCCAGCGGCCAUCUGCUGCCUUCCCAUGAACCCUUGCCCCUCCUGCAGCUCCGGCCCCCACCAGACGACCUCACCUCCCAAGGGGACAUCAAUUUCAAGGAGAUCCUGGAAGACAUGUUGAGGUCCCUGAACGUGGUGCCCCCAGAGAACCCCCUGGGCCUGGAGAGACAGAGCGUCAUCCAAUUCAGUCCACCUUUUACAAACUCCUAGGCCCGGGAGUCCAGCACCAUCCAUCCCUCUACAGGCAGCCCUUUAUCCCCUAUGGGGCUGAGGAGGUAGCAAGAGCCCCUCGUUCUUUGAAAAGAGUUAAGGGUAUAAGUAGGAAAGGGUGGACAGAUGAAUAAGAAACUAUAUAGUUCCUUUUAAAACAAAAAAAUUUAUUUAUAUAUAAUAUACAUUCACACAUCUAUAUAAAUAUAAAUUUUUUAUGUUAUAUAUAAAGGGUAGGGGGGCUGAAUGGAUUUGCAGCCAAUGACUGAGGCCGCCCAACUCUGUGAUUUCCCUUUCCCCUUCUCCAGUCAUGCCGUUGUUAAAAGUAAUAGCCCCAGGUUUGGGAUGGCAGGGAACUCAAAGGAAUUAGCGACCUGACCCACACACACACCCCCUGCCCAUUCCCUGAGUCCUCAAGGGCUAAAGAUUAUAGGAGAGGUAAUGGGUCACUCUUCCCCAUUAUCUAUUGACAGGUUGACUACUGAGAAGGAAGAGGCAAGACUGAGGGCACCCUCAGAUCCCCCAGAACACUGGGAGGAGGGGGUAUCCUUUCUAAUUACCCCAAACCAUUGGUUCCCAAACUUUUUUGGCCUACUGCCCCCUUUCAAGAAAAAAUAUUACUUAGC
Molecule: messenger RNA, 5250 nt
Organism: Gracilinanus agilis (Agile Gracile Mouse Opossum)
Lineage: Eukaryota; Metazoa; Chordata; Mammalia; Didelphimorphia; Didelphidae
Gene: SBNO2
Product: strawberry notch homolog 2
Exons: 31
Coding region: 419-4624 (1401 amino acids)
Biological process (GO): regulation of DNA-templated transcription
Cellular component (GO): nucleus
Molecular function (GO): histone binding; chromatin DNA binding
Source: RefSeq, a predicted model, not a curated record